GGCUCAUACUACCACGGAACAUCUCAAAGACGUAGUCCGGACUGGUCAGUCUCGGAGUCUGGGAGACUAGCAAAAAUUGACGAUGUUCUCACUUCAAACACUUCGAACGAGCGUAUCAUCUUUCCCGCACGGCGUACGUUUCCGGUCACAACUCGCGCCUCGUCAAGUCCAACACAUCAAACGACACAAAGGUCGCGUCCCAAUACCCAUAGGCGGCUCAACAAAAGGCACCACCCUUGCUUAUGGCGAAUGGGGCAUCCGCAUUAAGGGCAUGGGCGUCCGUUUCAGCGCGAAACAGCUCACUACUGCUGAGGAAGUCAUAAAACGCAAAAUAAAGGUUGUCAAAGGUGCAAAAGUCUAUCUCAGAGUUUUCCCUGAUAUCCCAGUUUGCAUCAAGGGAAAUGAAACUCGUAUGGGUAAAGGAAAAGGAACGUUCGAGUUUUGGGCUACUCGCGUUCCCACUGGUCGCGUCAUAUUCGAGAUUGGAGGCACGCCGAUAAGAGAAGAGUUGGCACGAGAAGCUUUACGACAAGCAGCAGACAAGCUCCCAACCAUCAUGGAGUUUAUCACGCGUUCGACACCUCCUAGGCUUGGAAAUUUAGUCUUACAUCCAGAAGUGCCCGCCCCCACCGCUGCUGCACAGCCUGUUGAGACUUCGUAGCCUCAGUUUGGAAUGCAUUCAUAUUUGGAUUACAAGGCUUUGUACAGAGCCAUUAGAUUCCUGCGUGUGCUUCCCCACCGUAAUUCCCUCCCGCUAUUAAUCGCAUUGGCCACCUGACUCGUGUUC
This is a messenger RNA of Suillus paluster, 787 nucleotides long. Its product is annotated as ribosomal protein L10e/L16. Gene Ontology annotation, cellular component: mitochondrial large ribosomal subunit; ribosome. Gene Ontology annotation, biological process: mitochondrial translation. Gene Ontology annotation, molecular function: rRNA binding; structural constituent of ribosome. The transcript has 4 exons. Lineage: Eukaryota; Fungi; Basidiomycota; Agaricomycetes; Boletales; Suillaceae. Bases 83 to 661 code for a protein of 192 amino acids. The record is from RefSeq and is a predicted model, not a curated record.